AUGGGCAUAUGUUAAAAGAAAAGUUAAACAGAUAAUUCAUAAAAACAAACUGGAUAUGAGUCAGAAUAGGUUGUAGUUUUUACAAGCAUUAUGAGCCACAUUUAAUAUUUUGAUUAAAUAGAUUUAGAACUUCUUAAAUAUCCAGAUAUAUCGCUAUUACUAAGAAAACAUAUCAAAAACUAUAAAUUCAUUGAGGAAGGAAAGACUUGGGUUGUGGUUAAGGAAAUUUAAAGUUUUUUGAAUAGUAAAAUGCCAAUAUUGAUAAGAAGUUUGAAUCCUUAAACAGAUGCUGCCUUAUAAUUAAUAUAGAUUUUUGAGAAAUUGUUGUUUCUAACACAAAAAGUACUAGAAUGUUCAAUAACAUUUAAUGAAGCAAAGGUUGAAUUAUUUUAAUCAUUCCAAAAUUAGUUAGUUUAAGUAAAGAAAAUGAUAAUAUUAGACUUCUAUAGAAUGCCUUAUUAUUGUAAAUACUUUAAUUUAAAAGAAAUUAUAAUGGUGGAAUGAGGAAUAUUUUAAAUGGAGGCAGAAUCAUUUAAUUUCAACGUUUUUGAUCAAAAAUAUCGAUAAAAGUAAUAAGGAGAUAAUAGGACCAAUAUACGACUUUAUUUAAUUUUUGAUAGAAUGUAUAAAAUAUUUAGGAGAUCUUGAGGUAUCUAAAGGCCUUUAAGAAACAGAUCUCAAAGCUGAAUAGAUAUUUUUAGAUUAAUUUUAUAAUUAAAUGAGGGUAGGUUUGAUUCAGAAUUCAUUUUUUUCUGAGAGUAUAUCAAAUGAAGUAUUUCCAGAUCAAAUUUAGGUCGAUUAGAAUGUUAGAACAUAUGCCUUAUUAAUUAAUAAAAAAUGA
Messenger RNA from Paramecium pentaurelia, 841 nucleotides. The record is from the annotation of a GenBank genome assembly. Lineage: Eukaryota; Ciliophora; Oligohymenophorea; Peniculida; Parameciidae.